AAUCUACCCCCUUUAUUCACGCCGCAUUCACUUCACUCUCACACCUCAAACACAGUCUUCUUCUCCAUUUCCAUCUCCAUCACCCCCCAUUUUCCUAUAAUUUACACCAUUAUUCUUCACCCAAUUAACAAUGGCAGCAGAUGCCCUCACCACUUGCAAACACACCCUCUUCUCCUUCAUAGUCUCCCACCCUCUCUACUUCUCCUACCUCAUCUUCUUCUCUCCAUUCCUCUUCAAAUUCUUCCUCUUCAUCUUCUUCUCCCCUCUCUUUCUCACCACCUCUCUCCUCCUUAUCCUCGCCACCACUCUCCCUCACUCCAAUAUCCGAUUCCUUACAUCAAUCUUCAAUAAUAUUAACAUCCGGUUCAAAGUUAACGACGUAGACCAGCAGAAUGAAGAGUUUCGUGAGUUUGAAGAUCUUGAGAUUUAUAAAACUGUGUUUGAUUCUCCGCCUUUGUUAACUGUCGGUGAGGAUGAUGAUGAGGUGACGGUUACGGAUGAGCAGAGAAGCUUAAGGUUAGAGAGGUUGUUUGAAGAAUUGGAUCGGUUUGAAGGUUGUACGGAAACUGCUGAGAUGAACCAGAUCGAAGAAAAUAUUCGAGAAUUUCAGAAAUUAGGACCGGUUUCUGAUGAAGAUGAGAAAACUGAUGAAAAUUCGUUAUCUCUGAACUCAAAUUCAUGGCGAUCGGAAUCUUCUAGUAGCUUCGGAAGCUGUGGAUCUAUCGGAGACGAAACGACGACGACGACGACGACGUUUGAGACGAAGAAGAAGAACGAAACGAAAUCGUACGUCGAAAAAGUCAUCGGAGAGUUACAGAAAUCAAAUUCAACGGUGGCGAUUGAAGCGAAGAAGAAGACGAAUAGCGAAACGACGUCGCAUGUACGAAAAAUGUUACUAAAGUUAGAGCCGGUGACGUCAUCAAUCACCGGUGAAGAACAACAGAUAACCGUGAAAUCAAAUUCAACCGCGAACGAAACGACGUCGCAUGUUAGAAAAGCGUUACAGAAAAAUUCAACCACAGCGAUACCAGUUUCCGGUGAAGAUCAGAUGAAAAAUAACGAAACGACGUCGUCGCAUGUGAAAAAAAUGCUACAAAAACUAGAGCCGGAGCUGGAGCCAGUGCCAGUUACAGUCUCUGGUGAAGAAGAUGAGAGGUAUGAAAUUGAAAACACAUUCUCUUUGAGAACAAAUUCAUGGAGACUGGAUUCUUCUGGAAGCUUCGGGAGCUACGGAUCGAUGAGGAAGGAGAAAGAAUGGAAGCGCACGUUAGCAUGCAAGCUGUUUGAAGAAAGAAACAAUAAUUCAGAACGAGGUGAAGAAGGUAUGGAUUGUCUAUGGGAGGCGUAUGAAGACGAUAAUUCGAGUAAGAAACCGAAGAAUCGAAAGGAAGCGAUGAGGAAAGAGGAGAAGGGGAUGAUGAAGAAGAAGAAGAGUGAGUUUAAGUGUUUUGAAGAUGAGGAUGAGGAUGAGGAUGAGGAUGAGGAAUUUAUGAGGAGUGGGCAGUUGUGUUGUUUGAAGGCUUUGAAGUUGUCUACUGGGAAGAUGAAUUUGGGGAUGGGGAAGCCGAAUCUUGUGAAGAUUUCGAAAGCUAUUAAAGGGUUUGGUUGGUUGCAUCAUGUUGGGAGUAAACAUGGUAAAAAGAAUUAGGUUUGAUGUGUUUGUUAAUAUAUUUUUUUGUUACUUCUUUGUUUUUGGUAAUUUGUUUGGUUUAUAUAUUUUUUAAAUA
Messenger RNA from Helianthus annuus (common sunflower), 1727 nucleotides. RefSeq lists its product as uncharacterized. Bases 131 to 1648 code for a protein of 505 amino acids. Lineage: Eukaryota; Viridiplantae; Streptophyta; Magnoliopsida; Asterales; Asteraceae. The record is from RefSeq and is a predicted model, not a curated record. The transcript has a single exon.